Molecule: messenger RNA, 1253 nt
Organism: Pistacia vera
Lineage: Eukaryota; Viridiplantae; Streptophyta; Magnoliopsida; Sapindales; Anacardiaceae
Product: ultraviolet-B receptor UVR8-like
Exons: 9
Coding region: 521-868 (115 amino acids)
Source: RefSeq, a predicted model, not a curated record
UUCUGGAAACUUAAAAGGUUUACAAUGUGAAUGCAAUUAUUAUAGACUAGAGUGGAUAAUUCAUAGUGAAUAAAGAUGAGAAAAGAAAAAUAGUUUUAGUAACUCUUUUAUUUUGCCAGAUGGUUUUUUGUUUAAUAAACAUUGGUUUCUGGUGUAACUUUUUCAAUUCAACAGGGUUUAACCAAUUUUAGCAAAUUUCUUGGAGAAUUUGGCCUUAGUGUGUUCUCAUACCUUGUUAUCCUAACUGGUUGUUUAACCAUAGUUUUUACUUUCAUCUAGUUAAUGGACACAUCGAAGUUUUGUUUUGAAUUGGCUCAUCUUCUUGGGCAGCCUUUCAAAUAUUGUAUCAGGGACUGCAGUAACUGUUUGAAUGUGCAGCCAGUCUUGGUUCAAAAAGGAAACGCAUGGUGACCAUGUCUCUUUUUAGCUAAAAUGACCAUAUAAUCAGGGUGCAAGGGAGGGCUCGAUACUACUCUUUGCAUGACAGAUUUUAGCAAAACGUUGAGAUAUCAAAUAGUGGAUGGGGAGCUCUACAUUUGGGGAAAGAACUCCAAUGGACAGCUUGGUCUUGGAAAAAGUAACAACUGAACCUCAACAAGCGGCAAAAGUAGUUCCUGCUCUGACAAAAAUAGAGUGCUUGAGUGGAAUCUGCAUAAAACUUGUAAAACUUGCAGCCUUGGGUUCUGAGCACUCAGUUGCUGUUACAGAUGGAGAGGUUUUAAGUUGGGGAGGAGGAGGGUCCGGAAGACUUGGUGAUGGCUAUGAAUCAAGCAUUUUAGGGUUCUUAAGCAGCUCCAGCUCCAGUGAAUACACACCAAGACUUAUCAAGGAACUUGAGAAAGUCAAGGGUCAAAAAUGCACCUUUUGACCUCAUCGCAGGGUCAAAAAAGCGGCUGCUGGGCUUCUGCAUUCGACAUGCAUUGAUGGAAAGGGCUGUGUCUUUAUUUUUGUUGAGAAAGCAGCAGAUAAGAUGGUCUUUCAAAACAGAAAAAAUGCAACAACGCCAUCCAUGAAUAGCAAGCUACCAUAUUCAGAUGAAGUUGCAUGUGGUGGUUAUCACACGUGUGUUGUGACAAGUUCUUAUAUCGAUUUUCUCCUCCUUUCUUUUAUUUUAAAGUUCUUUCAUAUAUGUAAGAGGGAUUUUCUGAGAAUAUCUAAUCCUUAGACCAUUGUGAUUUUUCAUCAUGAUUUCUUGCUAGAUUGUUCAUCACGUGAUUUGCACAACAAGAAAUCGCAAGUCUCUUGACAGUGUG